Messenger RNA from Solea solea (common sole), 5017 nucleotides. RefSeq names its product TRAF2 and NCK interacting kinase a (gene tnika). The coding region runs from base 349 to 4953 and encodes 1534 amino acids. The record is from RefSeq and is a predicted model, not a curated record. Gene Ontology annotation, molecular function: ATP binding; protein kinase activity. Lineage: Eukaryota; Metazoa; Chordata; Actinopteri; Pleuronectiformes; Soleidae. Gene Ontology annotation, biological process: protein phosphorylation. The transcript has 35 exons.
GCAGCGGCUGUGAGACAAACACAAGCAGCGUACGCUCCGCUCCACUCCCCGAACCCCGCAGACAUGGACCUGGAGCGGCCCAUGCACCUCGCGCUCUUGCCCCCCAUGUAAAAGCUGCGCGGCCCCGACGACACGCGUCCCGAGAGAGAGGGAGAGGAGUGAAGAGGGAGGGUGGGGGGCAGGUUAUUUUAUCUCUCCGCGAGGCAUCACUGUGCACGAGAGAGAGCGCGAGAGACAGCGCGCGCGCGAGAGAGAGAGGCUCCAGGUGGGGGGCGGGCGGCGGGACAGAGGAAACACAGUCGUGACAGCAGAGGCCGUUCCAGGAUAUAGGGCAACACCUCCAUCAUCAUGGCGAGUGACUCUCCGGCCCGGAGUCUGGACGAAAUCGACCUGUCCGCUCUGAGGGAUCCUGCUGGCAUCUUUGAGCUGGUUGAGCUGGUGGGAAAUGGCACCUAUGGACAGGUGUACAAGGGUCGCCAUGUUAAGACAGGGCAGCUGGCAGCCAUCAAGGUCAUGGAUGUCACCGGGGAUGAGGAGGAGGAGAUUAAAGCGGAAAUCAACAUGCUGAAGAAGUACAGCCACCAUCGGAACAUCGCCACCUACUAUGGAGCGUUCAUCAAGAAAAACCCCCCUGGCAUAGAUGACCAGCUAUGGCUGGUCAUGGAGUUCUGUGGAGCCGGCUCAGUGACGGACUUGAUCAAGAACACCAAGGGGAACUCUCUAAAGGAGGAGUGGACCGCUUACAUCUGCAGAGAGAUCCUCCGGGGUCUGACUCAUCUCCAUCAGCACAAGGUCAUCCACCGAGACAUCAAGGGACAGAAUGUCCUGCUGACGGAGAAUGCAGAGGUCAAACUGGUGGACUUUGGCGUCUCGGCGCAGCUGGACAGGACAGUUGGUCGCAGGAACACAUUUAUCGGGACACCGUAUUGGAUGGCACCAGAGGUCAUCGCUUGUGACGAGAACCCUGACGCCACGUAUGACUUCAAGAGUGAUUUAUGGUCACUGGGAAUCACCGCGAUCGAGAUGGCUGAGGGAGCGCCACCGCUCUGUGACAUGCACCCGAUGAGGGCGCUCUUCCUCAUCCCGCGCAACCCUGCACCCAGGCUCAAGUCGAAGAAGUGGUCAAAGAAGUUCCAGUCGUUCAUAGAGAGCUGCCUGGUGAAGAGCCACAGCCAGAGACCCAGCACGGAGCAGCUGCUCAAGCAUCCGUUCAUCAGAGACCUGCCCAACGAGAGGCAGAUCCGCAUCCAGCUGAAGGACCACAUCGACCGCACCAAGAAGAAGAGAGGAGAGAGGGAUGAGACGGAGUACGAGUACAGCGGCAGCGAAGAGGAGGACGAAGAAAGAGAAAUGGGUGAACCGAGCUCCAUCAUCAACAUCCCCGGCGAGUCGACCUUGAGGCGGGACUUCCUGCGCCUCCAGCUGGCCAAUAAGGAGCGCUCCGAGGCGCAGAGGCGGCAGCAGCUGGAGCAGCAGCAGAACGAGGAGCACAAGCGCUUACUGCUGGCUGAGAGACAGAAACGCAUCGAGGAGCAGAAGGAGCAGAGGAGGCGGCUGGAGGAGCAGCAGCAGCGCGAACGUGAGCUGAGGAAACAGCAAGAGAGGGAACAGAGGAGGCGCUACGAGGAAAUGGAGCAGCUCCGCAGAGAGGAGGAGAGGAGGCAUGCCGAGAGAGAGCAGGAGUAUAUUCGUAGACAGCUGGAAGAGGAGCAGAGGCAGUUAGAGAUUCUCCAGCAGCAGCUACUACAGGAACAGGCGUUACUGCUGGAGUACAAGCGUAAGCAGAUCGAGGAGCAGCGGCAAGCGGAGCGGCUACAGAGGCAGCUCCAGCAGGAGAGAGCCUACCUGGUGUCUCUGCAACAGCAGCAGCAGCAGGAGGGAAGGCAAGCGGAGAAGAAACAGCUUUACCACUAUAAAGAUGUCAUCAAUCCUAAUGACAAGCCUGCAUGGGCUAAAGAGGUACCGAAGCAGCAGCAUGCUCAUGGUAACAUGCCCCAACUACGACAUCACCAGUCGUUCAAUCAACCGGCUUCUUCCCCUGGCUCUCAAGGCCAACCCAGAAAUCAAGCUCCUAGGCGAACACAGUCCCAUAGCCAGUCCCAUGGUCCUCCGCCCCUCUCUGCCCGACUCCCCAACAUAUGUGUUUACCCAGACCUCGAAAAAUCCCUAGAUCCAGGGCUGAAGCAGGAGAUAAGUCAGCAGGUCCGCGAGUUUAGGGCCCAGAGACUUAGUCAGAAGUGCAGUCCGGGGCCCUCCCAGAAACACACUCCUGCUGCUGGGCAAGGACCCACCAAAGGCCCUACUAAGAGCCAUAAUGAGCUUUCUAGUCAAGGAAAACCCAACCCAUCAAGUCCAGUACCCAACCUUAAUCCUCUGAGGGCCAGUAGUCACAUAGAGAAGAGUAGAGAAAGGUUUCUUUCCGGUCCCAUAAUAAUGGGAGCCACCCAGGGGCUAAUGUCUUCAGACCUACAGCCCAAGGCCCUUCAAUCUCAUCCUCAGCCCCCAGGACAAGUCCAGAGAUCGCAGUCUGAAACAAAUCAAGUUUCCAACCCUGCUGUGAAAUUGGUGGAGGAGCGGUCUAAGCUGAACAGGCAGAGCUCGCCAGCGCUGCAGCACAAAGUGUCCAACCGCAUCUCUGACCCCUCCCUCCCUCCCCGAUCCGAGUCCUUCAGCAGCGGGGGCAUGCAGCCUGCCCGCACCCCACCCAUUCACCGCUCCAUCGAACCACAGAUGGCUCAUCUGGUUCCAGUGAAGACCCACUCCAGCUCCAUGUCUGGCUCUCAGUCUCUGCAGGACCAGACGGGCUCAGCCCUGAGUGAGGGUGUGAGCGUAGUGUCCCCGCGGCCCGAGAUGCCUCGGCAAAACUCGGACCCCACGUCUGACAACCCCGGACCCCAGCUGCGCGUCACCGGCAGGGAGGAACGCGACCGGGAACGAGACAGGGAUCGGGACAGGAAUGCUUGGCUGAGAGAGGAGGACCUUCCACCAAAGGUCCCCCAAAGGACCACAUCCAUCUCCCCAGCUCUCGUCAGGAAGAACUCCCCGAACGGAGGAGCGGAUCUAGGCCCUCGCACAGGUUCACAGCUCAUACGGGCCAGUAACCCGGACCUGAGACGCUCUGAGCUCUCCUUAGAUGCCAUGCUGCAGCGAACCUCCUCCAACUCCUCCUCCUCCUCCUCCCCUUCGUCUCAGGGAGGCUCGGUCGAGAGAAGAGGUCAACCCAAGCAGGACUCGUCCCCUCCAGGAGCCAAUCAGGAGGCAAAGUCCAAACCAGAGGAGGGCCGUGAAUCAGCCAGACCCAGCCGACCUGCUAGCUAUAAGAAAGCCAUAGAUGAGGACCUAAGUGCACUGGCUAAAGAACUCCGAGAACUGAGGGUAGAGGAGGGCACCAGGCCCCCAGUCAAGGUGACCGACUAUUCGUCCUCGAGUGACGAGUCAGAGAGCAGCGACGACGACGGGGAGACGGUGGGUCACGACGGGACCGUUGCUGUUAGUGACAUCCCACGCAUCAUGCCAGCAGUGCAGAGCAGUGGCGAGUCUUAUGGAGGGCUGACGGAGGACUCCUUGGGAGAGGCCUAUAAUAGCUCCAAGGACAGCACUCAAGUGAUGAGAGAGGCGGAAGAGAGGAGGAGAGGAGGUCACACGGAGAGCAACGGCUUUGGAAGUCACGGCAACCACGGCAACCUCCCCGACCUGGUACAGCAGAGCCACUCCCCCUCAGCUACGCCCACCAGCGCCCUGCAGGAACUUAGCGACAUGGCAGAGUUUGGUAUUAGUGGCUCGAACACAUCCUUUACGCCAUUUGUUGAUACGCGCGUCUAUCAGACCUCCCCGAGUGAAAAUGACGAUGAUGACAACUCAGCGGCAGCCAUGUUUGCAAACGAGCUGCUGAGGCAGGAGCAGGCCAGACUAAACGAAGCCAGAAAGAUCUCCGUGGUCAACGUGAACCCGACCAACAUCCGCCCCCACAGCGACACGCCCGAGAUCCGCAAGUACAAGAAGCGCUUCAACUCUGAGAUCCUGUGCGCCGCACUCUGGGGCGUCAACUUACUGGUCGGGACGGAGAAUGGCUUGAUGCUGCUUGACCGCAGUGGACAGGGGAAAGUGUACAACCUCAUCACCAGGCGCCGCUUCCUGCAGAUGGACGUGCUGGAGGGUCUCAAUGUAUUAGUCACAAUAUCUGGGAAAAAGAACAAGUUGCGCGUCUACUACUUGUCCUGGCUGAGAAACCGAAUAUUACACAACGACCCUGAGGUGGAAAAGAAGCAGGGCUGGAUUACAGUGGGAGAGCUGGAGGGCUGUGUGCAUUAUAAAGUUGUAAAAUACGAGCGGAUCAAAUUUCUGGUUAUCGCUCUGAAGAACUCAGUGGAAAUCUACGCCUGGGCUCCCAAACCCUACCACAAGUUUAUGGCCUUCAAGUCCUUCACUGAGCUGCAGCACCGCCCCCAGCUGGUCGACUUGACGGUGGAGGAAGGUCAGCGGUUAAAAGUCAUCUACGGCUCCAGCGUGGGCUUCCACGUCGUCGACGUGGACUCGGGCAACCCUUACGACAUCUACAUCCCCUCACAUAUCCAGAGUCAGGUGACGCCCCACGCCAUCGUGGUGCUGCCCAAGACCGACGGGAUGGAGAUGCUGCUGUGUUACGAGGACGAGGGCGUCUACGUGAACACCUACGGUCGAAUCACAAAGGACGUGGUGCUUCAGUGGGGAGAGAUGCCUACCUCUGUUGCCUACAUUCAUUCCAACCAGAUUAUGGGCUGGGGUGAGAAAGCCAUAGAGAUCCGCUCUGUGGAAACGGGUCAUCUGGACGGCGUCUUUAUGCACAAGAGAGCCCAGAGACUCAAGUUCCUCUGCGAGCGGAACGACAAGGUGUUCUUUGCAUCGGUGCGUUCGGGAGGCAGCAGCCAAGUUUUCUUCAUGACUCUCAACAGAAACUCUAUGAUGAACUGGUGAUGGCUCCUCCCACUGUCCCCUCUUCUGACUCACCUUAGGCCCCACCCGCGGCACGUCACACACA